This is a messenger RNA of Cantharellus anzutake, 1228 nucleotides long. RefSeq lists its product as uncharacterized. Bases 100 to 1035 code for a protein of 311 amino acids. The transcript is spliced from 8 exons. Gene Ontology annotation, molecular function: G protein-coupled receptor activity. Gene Ontology annotation, cellular component: plasma membrane. NCBI's taxonomy places the organism in Eukaryota, Fungi, Basidiomycota, Agaricomycetes, Cantharellales, Hydnaceae. Gene Ontology annotation, biological process: adenylate cyclase-activating G protein-coupled receptor signaling pathway. The record is from RefSeq and is a predicted model, not a curated record.
UCCACGAUCUGUUAUCGCAAUGUGAUCUCCAACCGAGCCGCCUGCUGAGCUGGUGCUCCAACACAAUCUCCUCCCCCUAACUCUCCUGCAGUACACGGUAUGGCUAGAAGAUGCCUGGGAAGUGAUUCUAAAGGUCCCGACAAUUUCCCCCUGCGUGCUGGUGUUCUUCUUAUCUCUGCAAUUGGCCUACUGGCCUUUGUUCUUGCGUCCUCACUUCUCCUGUACUCCAUGAUACAAGUGUGGAAGAAGUGUCGUAGAAAGGAUACUAUGGCCUCCAGCAUCAAGCCUGGAUUUCAGCCGAUAUCUGUGCUGUUUCUGUGCGCUAUUUUCACCGACGUAAUUCAUGGGACUUCGAAUAUCUUGUCCAUCAGAUGGGCCUUUGCAGGCGAGGUCACCGAGGGGCCAUAUUGCACAGCGCAAGGGGUGUUGAGACAGAUUGGGUCUAUGGGUGUGGCGUUGUACAGCACUGCAAUUGCGGUGUUGACUUACCUUCAAGUUCUCCAUUCAGAACGACUGGGGGCCAGAGGUGCAAAGGUUUUCGUAGCGGCAUCUAUUUGCUUCAUUACCGGAUUCAUUACUUUGAUCAUCGCGAUCCCUGUCGCUGUCAUUCACCCAUAUUUUGGCGAUGUUGGAAUGUGGUGCGGGAUCAUGACGAAUCACCGGAGGUUGCGGAUUGUAAGCGGGUCCGUCCCGCCGUCGCUUGCCGUUCCAGUAACCGUUCUCGUGUACGGGAUGGUAGCGUACAAAUGGGCAUGUCAAGCGUCUUUUGACACUAACCGUACGAUGAAACGGGAUGCUAUUGCCAUGGGAUGGUAUCCUAUCGCGUAUCUCAUUGUAGCUGGGCCUCAAGGUGUGGCUUCCUUCAUCCAGCGCCCUGGUAUUCAAUCACCCGUUGCUCUGUUAAUUUUUCCUCAAGCCCUUUAUGCGUCAUGGGGAGCCCUUAACGUGAUCCUGUGGUUUUGCACAGGUAGACAUUUUGGGUUCUCUCCUGUUUCCUCAGGCUCAGAUCUCUACACCCCCGGGAUGUUGAGAUGACCGCAUGAUCUUAACCCGCUUGCUUUUAAGCUGACGCACGUUAAAUUCGGACCGGGUGGAUUCACCUUUCUGGAUUUUUUCACUUCACCGCGAUACUUGGCUAUAUCAUUGAUUCACUGAAUCGGUGCCGCCUGCACGCAUGAAUUCCCGGCUGUGACGGGUUAAGAGCCUGCUGCAUGUUACUGGUGCACAU